Pseudocercospora fijiensis CIRAD86 is the source of this 3119-nucleotide messenger RNA. RefSeq lists its product as uncharacterized. Bases 1 to 2940 code for a protein of 979 amino acids. NCBI's taxonomy places the organism in Eukaryota, Fungi, Ascomycota, Dothideomycetes, Mycosphaerellales, Mycosphaerellaceae. Gene Ontology annotation, cellular component: membrane. The record is from RefSeq and is a predicted model, not a curated record. Gene Ontology annotation, biological process: calcium ion transmembrane transport; intracellular calcium ion homeostasis. Gene Ontology annotation, molecular function: ATP binding; P-type calcium transporter activity; ATP hydrolysis activity. The transcript is spliced from 4 exons.
AUGGAGAAUGCGUAUGUGCGGUCACCAGAUGAGGUGUUGGAGUAUUUCAACGUCUCAGAACAGACUGGGCUCUCCGACAGCGCAGUCGCGGCCGCGAGACAAAAGUAUGGAAAGAAUGCUAUCCCGGAAGAUCCUCCUACGCCAUUAUGGGAACUGGUUCUCGAGCAAUUCAAGGACCAGCUAGUCAUAAUCCUCCUCGCAUCCGCCGCGAUAUCGUUCGUACUUGCGCUAUUCGAAGAGGAGGAUGGAUGGACUGCAUUCGUCGACCCUGUUGUCAUUCUCACGAUUCUCAUCUUGAACGCGAUCGUUGGCGUGAGUCAAGAAAGCUCUGCAGAGAAGGCGAUUGCGGCACUGCAAGAGUACAGCGCGAACACGGCCAAAGUCAUUCGAAAUGGUAAAAUCCGGACUGUCAAGGCUGAAGAAUUGGUUCCCGGAGACAUCGUUGAUGUGGCUGUGGGCAAUCAAAUUCCGGCAGACUGUAGAGUCCUGAGCAUCUACAGCAACAGCUUCCGCAUCGAUCAAAGUAUCCUGACUGGAGAGAGUGAGAGUGUUGCCAAGGAUACUGUGGCUGUUAAGGAUGAGCAGGCGGUCAAGCAAGAUCAGAUCAACAUGCUGUUUUCGGGCACAACUGUGGUCACUGGACAUGCGCAUGCUAUUGUGGUGCUUACUGGAACGAACACUGCAAUCGGCGACAUCCACGAGAGCAUCACUUCUCAGAUCUCCCAGCCCACGCCUCUUAAGGAGAAGCUCAACGAUUUUGGUGAUAUGCUCGCCAAGGUCAUCUCUGGUAUUUGCAUUCUAGUCUGGUUGAUUAAUAUUCGGCACUUCAACGACCCAUCACACGGAAACUCGUGGACCAAAGGAGCGAUCUACUACCUCAAGAUUGCCGUGUCGCUCGGUGUUGCUGCAAUUCCCGAGGGUCUCGCAGUGGUCAUUACUACCUGUCUCGCACUCGGAACAAGAACCAUGGCCAAGAAGAAUGCGAUUGUGCGAAGCUUGCCAUCAGUGGAGACUUUAGGUAGCUGCAGCGUGAUCUGCUCCGACAAGACCGGCACCUUGACCACCAACCAGAUGAGCGUCAGCAGAAUCGUGUACAUCAAUGAUUCGCAGUCCGGGCUGGAAGAGCUUGAAGUGGAGGGAACAAGCUUCACACCAGAGGGCAUUGUCACCAAAGGCGAGAAGGUGAUCGAGUUUCCAGCGGCUUCCUCGAAGACGAUCGCUCAAAUGAUCGAGGUUGCUGCGGUAUGCAACGAUGCAAAGCUCGCUUACGACAGCAAGACCAGCGCUUUCCUCAAUGUAGGAGAGCCGACCGAGGGCGCCCUUCGAGUCUUGGCAGAGAAGGUUGGAACACCAGACAGCUCGUACAACGCUCAAAGAGGCAGUCUCAAAGCAGAGCAAAAGCGGGACUUCGCAAGCAACUACUACGACAGCAAGGCCAAGAAGUUGAGAACAUAUGAGUUUUCGCGUGACCGAAAGAGCAUGUCCGUACUCGUCAACAGCGGCAGCACUCAACGACUUCUCGUGAAGGGAGCUCCGGAAUCGAUUAUUGAGCGAUGCACACACUGUCUGGUCGGAAGUGAUGGCAGGCAGGCCCAGCUUUCUGCCAAAUUCGGCUCUCUACUCCAGAAGGAAACUGCAAAGACAUCGAAGGAAUACAACGAACUUGAGCAGGGCAUGACUCUGCUUGGCCUCGUUGGCAUGCUUGAUCCUCCUCGUCCUGAAGUCGCAGAGGCUAUUGCCAAAUGUCGUAACGCCGGCAUUCGAGUUGUGGUCAUCACUGGUGACAACCCGACCACCGCUGAGACAAUUUGCAGACAAAUUGGUAUCUUUGGCGAGCAUGAGGAUCUCACAGGCAAGAGCUUCACUGGCCGGAAAUUCGAUGAACUCAGUGAGGACGACAAGCUCAAAGCUGCCAAGACCGCUUCGCUCUUCUCUCGUGUCGAGCCAGGUCACAAGUCUAAGCUUGUAGAUCUCCUCCAGUCUGCUGGCGAGGUUGUCGCCAUGACCGGCGAUGGCGUGAACGAUGCACCAGCCUUGAAGAAGAGUGAUAUCGGUGUUGCCAUGGGCUCAGGUACUGAUGUCGCCAAACUCGCCGCUGACAUGGUCCUGGCCGACGACAACUUCGCAACGAUAGAGACGGCUGUCGAAGAAGGCCGCAGCAUCUACAAUAACACCCAGCAGUUCAUCCGAUACCUCAUCUCGUCCAAUAUUGGCGAGGUCGUGUCGAUCUUCUUGACAGCAGCUUUGGGCAUGCCCGAAGCUCUAAUUCCCGUUCAACUUCUCUGGGUCAACCUUGUCACCGAUGGUCUUCCUGCCACAGCUUUAUCCUUCAACCCGAAAGACCACGACGUGAUGAAGCGCCCGCCAAGAAAGAGAGACGAGCCGCUUGUCGGUGGCUGGCUGUUCUUCCGCUACAUGGUAAUAGGAACCUAUGUGGGCCUAGCCACUGUCGGAGGUUAUGCUUGGUGGUUUAUGUUUUACGAACAUGGCCCGCAAAUCUCCUUCUACCAGAUCACCCACUUCCAUCGCUGCUCGACCUCAUUCCCACAGAUUGGCUGCCAGAUGUUCUCCAACGAGUCCGCCAAGACGGCUAGUACCGUAUCACUCUCGAUUCUCGUGGUCAUCGAGAUGCUCAACGCCAUGAACGCUCUCUCAUCCUCGGAGUCUCUCCUCACUCUACCAGUCUGGCGCAAUAUGGUCCUCAUCUACGCCAUCACGUUGUCCAUGGUCCUGCACUUUACCCUCCUAUACACCCCGAUCCUACAAAGUAUCUUCGAAAUCGUGCCACUGGGUUGGGACGAAUGGAAGAUCGUGCUGGCGUGGAGUGCGCCCAUCAUCGUUAUCGACGAAGUCCUCAAAUUCUUGGAAAGAGCUUUUUUCAUGGAGACGACGGAGAUUGCGAAGAGGAGCAGUAGUGGAAGGGUUAAGAAGAUUGAUUGAGUGUGCAAAAGAGGACCUGGAUGGCACCUGAUCGUUUCGGUCAUAUCGGUUGAUGAAUACUCUGAGGGUCUAAGAUUCACGUCUGUCGAUUCUUGUCUAGAAAUAGAGUAGAAAGAAAUAACAAUUCCUAUGCGAACUCGACGUCUUGAAAGCCUCGCUAGACUCGUGAUCGCCGACGG